Messenger RNA from Coregonus sp. 'balchen', 8782 nucleotides. Lineage: Eukaryota; Metazoa; Chordata; Actinopteri; Salmoniformes; Salmonidae. The record is from the annotation of a GenBank genome assembly.
AGGGAGAGACCAAUGAAAAUGGCGGCGACAGGUUCCGCCAGAUCUACUAGUGGAUUGGGUCACAAAUGCAAAACCAGGCCCGCCGAUAUGCUGAAAACUCGGACACCUUCACAGCUGCUGACCCUGGAGGAGGCAAGGUGUCCGGUUUGUUCGGAGAUUUUAUUAGAGCCCGUAACUAUGCCAUGUAGCCACUCGGUGUGUCUGCACUGUUUCAAGCGGACAGUGGAAUUUACCAGUUUGUGCUGUCCCCUCUGCCGGCUGCGAGUAUCCAGCUGGGCCCGUAAACAGUCCCGGGAGAAAAGCCUAGUUAACAUCGAACUCUGGGAAAUGGUUAGAAAGAGUUAUCCACAACGAUGCAAGAGGAGAAUGGAGCAGAGAGACUGUGAGACUGGUGGAGAAGGUAUGCUUUUUUGACAACAACAGUUAUUACAAUUCCGUUUUAGUCUAUGCUGUUUGGUGUUGUAUUGGGUUAGGGUGCAUACAUUUGUUUAUGUCGUAAGGAUUUUGUCCAGUCUACUUAAUUUGUUUCCAAUUAUAGGUUAUGAUCACGAACACAAAGUAGGAAAGCAUAUUGGCCUAUCAUUUUCAUUCGCGGCAAACAUUGUAACUGACAGCGGUGCUGUCAUUCCGUGUUGGUAACACAACUGCAGUGCAUACAGUUUCAUGUUGAAAGUCUUGUUCUAGUUUAAAAUAGUGUGCUAUUUUGUUGUUACAACGAUAUAAUUAGGAAUUAGAAGGGUUUCUGUUACAUUGUAACAAAUGCUAUUCAACUCGGCGCUAUGCGUUCUCCCGUCUUUGAUGGUCAUUCUAUUGAACCAAUAGGCUCUUGCACAAGGCAGGAGAACCAGACCAGUCAGUUUUGAUAUACCAGACUUGUCUAGGCAUAGAAAGUUUCGCUGUGACUUGCCCAGACUUGUGGAGCUUUUUGUGGGAGGAGCUACUCUAUUGACACAAUCUGUACUGUCUGGGGUGUCUUUAAAUGUAAUAUGUUAUAGAAUUGUGUGUAUACCUGUUCUAUACAGUGGUUCCCAAACCUUUUUGACCCAGCUCUUGAAUUCAGAAUCUUUUUGAGUGAUUUUUAUAAUUAACAUUUUUUUUUCUCCAGAGAUUUUCCGCACGCCUGCUCAGGUAUCAGGAGAGAUCCGACUGGAGUAUGGAAAGCAAAAAGUAAAGGUAAUAUUGUAAUAUGGGUUAAUAAUUGUUGAUUAUUUAUAUACAAUAGUAGAGGUUUUGUGUCCCAUAGUGCAUCCUUUUAAACAUUGUACAAUACCCCUAAACCCCUCAAAAGGAGAUAACUAUGUGUUUGAGACUUGGAUUAGAGAAAAUACAAAAUAUAUUGAUAUAAUUUUAUUCCUAUCACAAAUUCCAUUGUUGUAGAUGGGCACACAACACAUUGAUUUUAAACAACCAUGGGUUCAGUUACUAUCAGUAAGAAGUGAUUUUUCUUUUUCAGGUACCAAUGAAUGAAGAGAAAGAAGAGGGGAGGAGGAAAGUCCUCCACCACAGAGAGGGAUGUGGAACUCUCAAGCGCUUUCAAGAUCCUGUACGUUUGUUUAUCUUGUAACCCUCUUAUGAAUAGAUUGUUGAAUAGAUUGUUGCUCAGAAUGGUAUGCCAACAUAUUGAUGAAUAAGUGUAAACAUGAUGCUGAGAAAUGCAACCCUCUCUUCCAGUUCUAUGGGUUGCUGUCAGACUCGGAGAAUGAAGAACCCAUUGGGAAGAGAACCAGAAAUGUUUCUGCGUUUGUUAGAAGAACAAAGAUCUCAGCGUUUGUUUAUUUUUUACAUUGAGGGCUGCUUGUAACUGUGCAAUAAUGUUCUCAUAUAACAGUAAUGAACAAUCAUGUUGCAAAAUUUUUUUUUUGUUAAUGCUGCAGUGUUGAUUAUUUGCAAAGCCAUUGAACAAUUGAUGUUACAUUGAAUGUUUUUAGCGAUUUUAAUUCAGUUAUUUACUCAGUCCCCUUUUCCAUCAGAGGUCUACAGACCAAUGUGGUGCAGAGAAGCCAGAGCUGUACUGAUACAGAGGAGGGAAGGCGAAAAAUAAGGUUGUCUACUCAUCUUCCUGGACUGGACAAGGUAUGAAGCUGUGCUUUUAAAGGAAGGUUUUAAUCCCUAAAAUGGUCAGAGCUGUUUGAAGUGCUUUAAGGUCCCAAACAGUCAUUCUGAUUCCCAUGUAAAGUAGCCAUUUGAGUGACUAAAAUACUGUAGACCCCUUAAUAUAUUUGGGGGAUAGAAAUGCUAAACAUUUUAGAUAUUUUUUUUUUUCUCUCAUGGCUAAUUUCCCUUUCAUGGCUAACUACCAGGAAGUUUGAAAAGAGGCUGAGUGGGCGGGGAGCUUAUAUUCAUGAGCUCGCCUUGAGACUGACAGCUCUUUGAAACACCUAUGUCAAGAAACUUGGAUGCAGUGAGCAGUGUUGCAGUCAAAUCUUCUCAAACAAAUUGGGUGUUACACAAAGGAACUCAAACAACAUUGAAAUUGGCAUGUCUCUUGUGAUGCGGUUCACAGCCGCACUAACGGAUGUGUUGACAUGACAACUGCGUCAUAGUUUUGAACGACCCCCCCCCCCCCUUUUGUUCCAUGCUGGCUGAAGACCUAGCUAGCCAGUAACUAGCUAACACCAGACACAGAUGAAAGGGGAGACAUACAGUGCAUUCGGAAAGUAUUCAGACCCCUUGACUUUUUCCACAUUUUGUUACGUUACAGCCUUAUCUCUAAAAUUGAUUAGAUAAAUAAAAAUUCCUCAUCAAUCUACACACAAUACCCCAUAAUGACAAAGCUAAAACAGUUUUUUAGAUUUUUUUUCACAUUUUAUUACAAAUAAAAAACAGAUACCUUAUUUACAUAAGUAUUCAGACCCUUUGCUAUGAGACUCGAAAUUGAGCUCAGGUGCAUUCUGUUUCCGUUGAUCAUCCUUGACAUGUUUCUACAACUUGAUUGGAGUCCACAUGUGUAAAUUCAAUUGUUUGGACAUGAUUUAGAAAGGCACCCACCUGUCUAUAUAAGGUCCCACAGUUGGCAGUGCAUGUCAGAGCAAAAACCAUGCCAUGAGGUCAAAGGAAUUGUCCGUAAAGCUCAGAGACAGGAUUGUGUCGAGGCACAGAUCUGGGGAAGAGUACCAAAACAUUUCUGCAGCAUUGAAGGUCCCCAAGAACACAGUGGCCUCCAACAUUCUUAAAUGGAAGAAGUUUGGAACCACCAAGACCCUUCCUAGAGCUGGUCGCCCGGUCAAACUGAGCACUUGGGGGAGAAGGGCCUUGGUCAGGGAGGUGACCAAGAACCCAAUGGUCACUUUGACAGAGCUCCAGAGUUCCUCUUUGGAGAUGGGAGAACCUUCCAGAAGGACAACCAUCUCUGCAGCACUCCACCAAUCAGGCCUUUAUGGUAGAGUGGCCAGACGGAAGCCACUCCUCAGUAAAAGGCACAUGACAGCCCGCUUGGAGUUUGCCAAAGGGCACCUGAAGGACUCUCAGACCAUGAGAAACAAGAUUGAACUCUUUGGCCUGAAUGCCAAGCGUCACAGGAGGAAACCUGGCACCAUCCCUACGGUGAAGCAUGGGGGGAUGUUUUUCAGCGGCAGGGACUGGGAGACUAGUUAGGAUCAAGGGAAAGAUGAACGGAGCAAAGUACAGAGAGAUCCUUGAUGAAAACCUGCUCCAGAGCUCAAGACCUCAGACUGGGGCAAAGGUUCACCUUCCAACAGGACAACGACCCUAAGCACACAGCCAAGACAACGCAGGAGUGGCUUUGGGACAAGUCUCUGAAUGUCCUUGAGUGGCCCAGCCAGAGCCCGGACUUGAACCCGAUCGAACAUCUCUGGAGAGACCUGAAAAUAGCUGUGCAGCGACGCUCCCCAUCCAACCUGAUGGAGCUUGAGAGGAUCUGCAGAGAAGAACGGGAAAAACUCCCCAAAUACAGGUGGGCCAAGCUUGUAGCGUCAUACUCAAGAAGAUUCGAAGCUGUAAUCGCUGCCAAAAGGUGCUUCAGCAAAAUACUGAGUAAAGGGUCUGAAUACUUAUGUAAAUGUAAUAUUUCAGUUUUUUAUUUUUAAUACAUUUGCUAAAAUUUCUAAACCUGUUUUUGCUUUGUCAUUAUGGGGUAUUGUGUGUAGAUUGAUGAGGGGGAAAAAAAAGCAAUUUCAUCCAUUUUAGAAUGAGGCUGUAACAACAGGUGGAAAAAGUCAAGGGGUCUGAAUACUUUCCGAAUGCACUGUAUAGGUAUCUUUGCCGUAGAUUAGUAGUAAGUCGCUCUGGAUAAGAGCGUCUGCUAAAUGACUAAAAUUAAACAAUAAAAAAAUGAAUAGCAUAAACUUUUAAUAAUAUUUGCAGACACCCUACAGUCAAAUGUUGGCACCAGUAGAGUAGCUAUCUACCUACAGUGCCUUCAGAAUGUAUUCACACCCCUCAACUUUUUACACAUUUUGUUGUGUUACAGCCUGAAUUUAAAAUGGAUUAAAUUGAGUUUUUGUGUCACUGGCCUACACACAAUACCCCAUAAUCUCGAAGUGGAAAUAUAUAAUUUUAAAAUGUUUACAAAUUAAUUACAAAUUGAAAGCUGAAAUGUCUUGAGUCAAUAAGUAUUAAACCCCUUUGUUAUGGCAAGCCUAAAUAAGUUCAGUAAACAUUUGCUUAACAAGUCACAUAAGUUGCAAUGGACUCUGUGCAAUAAUAGUGUUGAACAUGAGUUUUGAAUGAUUACCCCAUCUCUGUACCUCACACAUACAAUUAUCUGUAAGGUCCCUCAGUCGAUCAGUGAAUUUCAAAUACAGAUUCAACCACAAAGACCAAGGAGGUUUUCCAAUGCCUCACAAAAAGGGCUCCUAUUGGUAGAUUGGUAAAAAAUAAAAGCAGACAAUGAAUAUCCCUUUGAGCAUGGUGAAGUUAUUAAUUAUACUUUGGAUGGUGUAUUAACACCCAGUCACUACAAAGAUACAGGCGUCCUUCCUAACUCAGUUGCCGUAGAGGAAGGAAACCGAUCAGUGAUUGACUUUAAAACAAUUAGAGUUUAAUGGCUGUGAUAAGAGAGAACUGAGAAUGGAUCAAAAACAUUGUUACUCCACAAUACUAAUCUAAAUGACAGAGUGAAAAGAAGGAAGUCUGUGCAGAAAUUUCCAAAACAUGCAUCCUGUUUGCAAUAAGGCAUAACAUUUUAAAAAAUGUGGCAAAGAAAUGAACUUUAUGUCCUGAAUACAAAGCGUUAUGUUUGGGGCAAAUCCAAAACAACACAUCACUGAGUGCCACUCUUCAUAUUUUCAAGCAUGGUGGUGGCUGCAUCAUGUUAUGGGUAUGCUUGUCAUCGGCAAGGACUAGGGAGGUUUUUUUUGGAUAAAAAGAAACAGAAUAGAGCUAAGCACAGACAAAAUCCUAGACGAAAACCUGGUUGAGUCUGCUUUCCAACAGACACUGGGAGACAAAUUCACCUUUCAGCAGGACAAUAACCUAAAAUACAAGGCCAAAUAUACACUGGAGUUGCUUACCAAGACAACAUUAAAUGUUCCUGAGGGGAUUAGUUACAUUUUUUACUUAAAUUGGCUUGAAAAUCUAUGGCAAGACUUGAAAAUGGCUGUCUAGCAGUGAUCAACUACCAACUUGACAGAUUUUAACUGUUCACCGGGAGCUUCAUGAAAUGGGUUUCCAUGGCCUAGCAGCUGCACACAAGCCAAAGAUCACCAUGCGCAAUGCCACACGUCGGCUGGAGUGGUGUAAAGCUCGCUGCCAUUGGACUCUGGAGCAGUGGAAACCCGUUCUAUGGAGGGAUGAAUCACCCUUCACCCUCUGGCAGUCCGACGGACAAAUCUGGGUUUGUCGGAUGGCAGGAGAAAGCUACAUGCCCCAGUGCAUAGUGCCAACUUUAAAGUUAGGUGGAGGAGGAAUAAUGGUCUGGGGCUGUUUUACAUAGUUUGGGCUAGGCCCCUUAGUUCCAGUGAAGGGAAAUCUUAACGGUACAGCAUACAACGACAUUCUAGAUGAUUCUGUGCUUCCAAAUUUGUGGCAACAGUUUGGGGAAGGCCCUUUCCUGUUUCAGCAUGACAAUGCAUCCAUGCACAAAGCGAGGUCCAUACAGAAAUGGUUUGUCGAGAUCAGUGUGGAAGAUCUUGACUGGCCUGCACAGAGUCCUGACCUCAACCCCAUCGAACACCUUUGGGAUGAAUUGGAACACCAACUGUGAGCCUUACCUAAUCUUCCAACAGCAGUGUCCGACCUCACUAAUGCUCUUGUGGCUGAAUGGAAGCAAGUCCCUGCAGCAAUGUUCCAACAUCUAGUGGAAAGCCUUCCCAGAAGAGUGGAGGCUGUUAUAGCAGCAAAGGGGGGACCAACUCCAGGUUAAUGCCCAUGAUUUUGGAAUGAGAUGUUUGACGAGCAGGUGUCAACAUACUUUUGGUCAUGUAUUUCAUUUUCAAUACAUUUGCAAAAAUGUCUAAAAACAUGUUUUCACUUUGUUAUUUUGGGGUAUUGUGUGUAGAUGGGUGAGAAAAAAUAUCUAUUAAAUUUUGAAUUCGGGCUGUAACACAACAAAAUGUGGAAUAAGUCCAGGGGUAUGAAUACUUUCUGAAGGCACUGUAUACAAACCACGCCCCUCUGCAAACACGCCUUCUCAGCUGUUGGUUACAAGGCGGUACUUAUUUAAAUUAGGUAAGAGAAUUAGGUACCAUUGGUGCAUUAAAAUGAGAGUUAGGUUGAUGUCCAAUGUUCCCUCUAAGCUGCGCCUGUGCAAGGCGGCGCACCACCUCCAGGACUGCCGGGCAGAAGAAAUGCCAGGCCGCGCAGAGGCGCAAGAGAUUGAACUUAACUGAGUUCACCGCAUUAGUUUGCACUAUAUAGAAUUUUUUUCUGUGAUCGAAUCAACAUUAUAUCAGUCCCUUGUCUUUUAAUCACCUGCAAGUGAAUUAAUGUGCUUUUCAGAUCAGUUCAGAUCAGAGCCAUGCGUGUGAACAUUUGUUGAUAUUCUUUGCUAGUUAGCGAGUUAUUAGCCUAGUUAUAGAUAAGUAUAGGUCAGCAAUGGAGAGUUACUGCUUCCUACAAGAGUACAAAACCUGUAGGCUACAUUUCAAGCUGUCUUUGAAAGCGAGUCAGGUAAAAAGCUUAUGUCUUAAUUAAAGGGACAGUGUUGUAUUUUGAGACAGGCUUGAAUAUGCAAAUAAGCCAAUAUGCAGAGGUGUAGCCUACAUUGUCUAAUUCUCUGUAUGGUAAUAAUAAUGUAUUUUAUUUUGUAAAGUGGUUUCUUGCAUCAUACAACACAAUACAAUGCAAUUUACAGUCACCUAUUUGGCCCAUGGUUGUACAGCCUUAGUGUUCACUGUAAACAGGAGCGGGAGGUUGCCAAAAUUCUCACAACAUUCCAGUUUACGCUCACAAGACCUAAAAUUUGAGGGAACAUUGGUGAUGUCACCCUAUCCCUUUAAUAAUCACCCCUCCUGAAUCUAAGUAUUUGACAUGGGGGAGGGGACAAGUAACUUUAAGAUCAAACUUGAUCAAUGUAGAAGCAACUGUCAUUUUUCAUGCUUUGGUCAUCAUACUUUGAUCUGGUUUCAUCCAAAAAUCAUCACAUUCCAAGAAAAAUAUGAUUUUGACUGUUCGUGACCUUUAAAACAUUGCUCUUAUUGUUUUUGUUGGUUUGUUGUCUCUGUACAGGCAAGUAUUGCUCACAGCUACAAUGCAGGAAUCCUUCUGUCCUCUGAGAACAGCCGAUCUCUUUCGGCACCCAUCAUUGUCCAAGACAAGAGGCAUAGCUGGCGAGGUGUCAUCAUGGCAUCAUCAACACCUUUUAUGGUCCCCCAGUCGAAACAGGAGAGGUCCAUUAGCCCUGAGAGCAAUGACAGUAUCUCUGAGGAGCUGAAUCACUUCAAGCCAAUAGUGUGCUCGCCGUGCACCCCACCAAAGCGACUACCUGACGGCCGAGUGAUGGAACCCACAAUUGUGAAGUCCACCCCCCGGAACUUAUUCCGCAGCCUGCAGAGGCUCACCAGCUAUGAAGCCAGCCCUACAAUCCUCCAGAAAUGGAAGCAGAUCGAGGUGGACCGUCAGUCUGUCAAAGUGACCUCGAAGGGCACCUUGACCAGCCCCAUGAACGAGGACCUUGUCUUCAAACCAAGCCCCAUAGAGGAGAAGCACGGCAAGCCCUGUAGCUGCGCUCCAGCAGCAAAUAAGGGAAAAGAACACUUGGGUAUGUGUGCCAAGACUGAUUCCUCUGGGCAAGAGAAUGAAAGAACUUGCAUACAUAAUAAACGAAGACUGAUAUUUGACCAGGCCAUUGGAGAGACCACCUUCCAUCAAAAACAAUUCACAAAGUUUCAUACUCCAUUUGUAGCUUUAACCAGUGAGGAGACUGUAAAAGAAUGUGGGGUUUCUUCUGAGUCUGUGGUGGUACCUGAAUCACAUUGUGGACCAACUUCAAUUCAUCAAAAUCUGACAUUAGUCCCACAUGAUAUGAAUGCCAGUGUAAGGAGUUGCAAACUUAAAUCAAAGGACUCACAGGAUCAGAGGAAAGAGUUGGGACAAUAGAAACUGUGCCCAGAACCGACCUACCUCAAGGAGGGGCAAGAAGAGGAGCCAGAAGACCAAACACCUGGAGGAGACAGAGUCUGGACUCAAGAGGCCAAUAUCACAGAGCCAAGAUGGUUUCAAUAUAGAGUGUGCACAGACUGACCUGUACAUUCAACAGGUACAGCAAGAGAGAGAGGACAGAGAGCUAGCGUUGAAUCUUCAAAGACAGUUUGACAGGGAACAGCAACAAAUAGACAAGCAAAAGACCAGUCCUGACAAGUACUUUCUCCGGUCCUGCAUGUCC